AUGGCUGUGUGGGAUGAUACAUGGACCGAAGAUAAAUUACUUGAUUUAAUUGAAUUCAAGUAUCCCAGUAAACGACAUGCUACAGCGGAAGAACUGUGUGCAUUCAAUGCAAACAAUCGUCACCGGUUUUGUCAUCUUGGUUUUAUGUGGCUUCGUUUACAGUCAGUUCGCCAACUGGGCAGCACCUCUGGUUUGAAUUGUCCAUCGACACCGCCGACAACGUCCAUUUCCACACCAGAUGGAUUCCAGACGGCAACAACGGAAUUGACCCCCACCUCGUACGCAUUUAUAAUGAGCAGUGAUAAUUCAGCAGUAACUGCUACUAAUCCAUCAAACACAGCUUGUGCCUCAGUUGGUACACGGGGUGAUGCUAAAAUAACAACAAAUGUGGCAAAGGUUUCAGAAACAACAACAAUGACACCGACCGUCAGCAAGAUGGGAUCGGCAGAUGGUGAAAGAAAGGCAGUUCCAAACGCAUAUACACUACUUUUUUUGACAAUAUCUCUCUUGUUCCUGGCACGUUAA
Messenger RNA from Didymodactylos carnosus, 525 nucleotides. The record is from the annotation of a GenBank genome assembly. Lineage: Eukaryota; Metazoa; Rotifera; Eurotatoria; Philodinida; Philodinidae.